Molecule: messenger RNA, 2546 nt
Organism: Podarcis lilfordi (Lilford's wall lizard)
Lineage: Eukaryota; Metazoa; Chordata; Lepidosauria; Squamata; Lacertidae
Source: the annotation of a GenBank genome assembly
AUCAUCAACCCCCCACCCCCUCUUCCUUUGCACACGGCACGUAGAGAGCGAAGGGGGCGGGACAAGGCGUCGCUCCGCGUAGGAGAGAAGAGUGUGGAGUGACUACCCUUUUGACCAGUAAACGACAAAAGCGGUCGUACAGGAGGCGGUAUCAACUGAAUAACAGCACUUUGAACCAAUCGGGAAGAAGGAGAGUUUCCCGCCCAUAUUGUCUCCCCCUCCCCUGCUUGUUUGUUUGCGCGGAGAGAGAAAAAUGGAGGUGGCGGCCUGCGCGGAGGGGGGGGGUCUUUCCCUCAUAUUCGAGGCGAGCGCUCGGUGGGUCUCUAGCCUGCGGACCUCAUUAAGUCUCGCCAUAAGACAAUCGCGCCUUCUAUUUCGUCUGAAAACGGAAGACAUCAGGGGGAGGCGCUUCCCCUCCCCCCCCCCCCGCCAAACUGCACAAACAAGGCGAAAAGGUUCCCCUGACGCAGGAGGGAGACCGCGCGGGCGCCUGGCAGAGCCCCUCGCAAAGGUCUCUCUUGUCGGCCGCCCUGCGAUCCUCGGUUGGAUGAAGGGCAGAGUAGAGAUGUAGCAGCAGCAGCAGCUGCUCCCCCUGCCGCGCCUUCUUUCGUGGAAGGAAGCCCCACCAAGGUCCUGCUGAGGAAACGGCGCUCUUUGCGCCAGAGACUUACUCCCAGGAAAAUGCGCAACGCAUUGCAUCCUUGCUAGCUAUCCUGCCCUUCUAUACAUACACAUGCUUGGUGGGGCAUCCUGUCAGCUGAAAAAGUAUCUGGUCGGUUUAUUACAGGAAUAAUAAUAGGGCGGCACGUGUGCUUCUCCCCAUUUAUUCCCACAACAACCCUGUGAGGUAGGUUAGGCAGAGAGCAAGUGGCCCAAUUACAAUGAGGUUCAUGGCUAGUAGGGUGGCUCAUAAUUUUUUUUAUUUUUUUUAAAAAAUGUCUGCUGCAAAGGUCUUGCUACAAUAGGUAUUAUAUAGCUAUAUCUAAAAUUUCAUAUCAGUUAAUAUAUUGACCUUCCAUUGAAUUGAAAUUUCAGCCUUCAUGACAUAGGAAAACGGCCAAGUAAAUAGCUAUUUUCAUCACUUUAUGACCAAUUCAGCUUUAUUUUGUAGGAAUUGCAUUUUUUAAGAACAAGAUGCUGAAUAUGAUUUCCUUUAUCCCAGCUAUUUUCAAUAUAUGUUUUUCUCUUAUUAUAUCUCAAAAUAUUAAUAUUCUGUCUUGUUCACAGGUGUGCAACUCUAAUAUUUUGAUUGAAGAGUCUGAGGACAGUCUGUAUUAAGUGAAAGACAUUUAAGGAGUGAGAGCAAUAGACUAUUAGAUAAUGGCAGCUUCACCAUCAAUAGCCACAAGAAUAUCUACAGAUCAACUGGCGUUUGGUCAGCCGGCCGAUUUGCCUGUGAGCGUACUUCCAACAGAAUUGGAUAUUGCUAGGUGCUUCUUGCAUGAGAAACAAAAAUGGAUGAUUGAAAACUCUGCAAAAAAGGAACCAGACAAUUCUAUUAUUGCAGAGAUUGUUGUGUCGAAAGUUGAAAGUGUUUACAAACGUGCAUCCAUACCAACAGUCCGAAAAGACACAAUUAAGGCCCGUGUUCUGAAAGUGUAUGAAAAGCGUCAAAGCAUAAUCAGAAUACCAGCUGCCAGGAGGUAUAAGAAUCCAAAGUGUCCAAAUCCCUAUGAUCUUUCAGACUUCUUCAAAAAUAAGAAAGAUGUGUUUCUGAAAGGAAUUUCCUGUUUGUUCGAAGUUGUUGACAAUGAGAAUGUGCCAAAGAUAGAGAGUGAAUUUCUCAAAGAUCAGCGAUCCGUUCGGAAGAUGACCAUAAGUAGUACAGUGGAUAAAGGCUACCAGGAAACAACAGCAGAAAGAGUUAAGUAAGAAAGCAGAGGGAACCAGGGCUGCACAGGAAUGACAACAACGAGAAUCUCACUUUCAGAUUGUUGCUGCUGAUAAUGUUGAUAUUGUUGAUACUGGUGACUGUGGUGAAGAUACAGUUGAAACAAUAGAGGAAGAUAUUUGUCCUGCAAAUAAUUCAGACUUAUUUUUUAAGACUUAUUAAGACCUAAAUUUAAGUGUCACACAUAAAUGGUGGAGAGAGCUGUCAAGGAGGUGACAAAAGCAAGCCAGAAUGUAGUUGGUAUGAAGUGAUGUGAUGCAACUAUAAAGACAUCAAUGGAGAAUUGGGCCAAAUACCCGAAACAGGAAUCGAAGGAUUUUGUCCAAAAAUAGUUCACAUUCACAGCUUUAUUUUUUAAUUUGUUCUUGAAGUAAUGUAUAAGUAACCUUACAUGUCAUUAUUAGUAUUACGUUAUGUCAUAAUAAAAGUUGGUAUUCAAUAUUCACGUAUCCAGUUGCUUAAAUGUAGAAAUAAUAAUGUUGUAGGAUCGUAUGAGUCACAUUUGGAUUUAAACGUCAAUACUAUCAUCAUUAAAAGGGUUUUUUUAAUAAAAAAAAAGUACUGGUGUUGUAUCAAUUUGUAUUCUGCAUCUUUUAUUGUUCUUUUAAGAAAUGCAAUUCCUGCAAAAUAAAGCUGAAUUGGUAAUAAAGUGAUG